GGCGUCGGUUUCUUUUUUGCGGGCCUCAUGCUCGUCCUCACAUACCUCCAGGCUAAGUUCUCCGAUAUAUCACCCAAAUCGUCUGAAGAGUUCACAAGUGCAUCUCGUAGUGUCAAGCCAGGUUUAGUCUGUUGUGGAAUCGUCAGCGCAUGGACGUGGAGUGCUACACUGCUACAGUCGAGUACUGCUGCAUAUACCUUUGGCAAGCCUUUCUCCGACUCAUUCUUCACGACGCAUAUAUUGACUAUUUGGCAGGUAUCAGUGGCCCUUGGUACGUGGUACGGCGUUGGCGGAACGAUACAGUUAGCUAUCUUCGGAAUGAUUGCCGCAAAGGUGAAGAUGAAUGCUAAUGGCGCGCACACAUUUCUUGAGAUUGUGAAAGUCCGCUUCGGGACCGGUCCCCACAUCUUGUUCACGUUCUAUGCAUUCAUCUGUCAGCUCGUCGUCUGCGGGUCUUUACUAUUGGGUGGUGCAGCAACCGUGACUGCUCUCACCGGCAUGAACACCAUCGCAGCAUGCAUGCUCCUUCCCAUCGGCAUCGCCAUCUAUGUUAUCUUCGGCGGUCUUCGUGCGACCUUUGUCUGUGACUGGAGCCACACCAUCAUCUUGUUCAUCAUCAUCUACAUCUUCGUUUUCCGUGCCUAUGCGACAUCUCCUGAGUUGGGAAGCAUCAGCAGUCUUUACCAUCUUCUUCAGCAAGCCGCGAUUGAUACGCCGGUAGAGGGUAACCAGGAUGGGAGCUAUCUCACGAUGAAGUCAAACCAGGGUAUGGUAUUUGGAGCUACGACUAUUUUGUCCGGAUUUGCCGGUGUCUUUUGUGAUCAAGGAUAUUGGCAACGGGCCAUUGCUAGUGCUCCAAGGUCUACGACAAAAGCAUAUAUGCUAGGAGGGCUGUCAUGGUUCGCCGUGCCACUCUGCUUUGCUACCGUAAUGGGUACGUUCGUCAUAUUGACUUUCUGUGGGUUACUACAGCCGAACUACCCGACGUACCCCAACCCACUCUCCGCCUCUCAAAGUAGCUCAGGACUUGCUGCACCUGCAGCGGCGGCUGUGCUUAUGGGAAAAGGGGGUGCGGUAGCGGUACUGCUUGUCGUAUUUAUGGCAGUCACCUCCGCUGCGAGUUCUGAGCUCAUAGCCGUCUCCAGUAUCGUGUACGUCAUAUACCGAACAUACUGGAAGCCUAAGGCUACAGGCGCCGAGAUUGUCCGCAUGUCACACAUUAUAAUCGUUAUCUGGGCUAUCUGGAUGGGAUGCUGGGCCGUCAUCCUCAAUAAGGCUGGCGUAGACCUUGGCUGGCUUUUCUACGUCCAAGGCGUCGUUCUCUCCCCUGCUGUUAUUCCUAUCGGCCUCACCGUGACCUGGCGCAAGCUCACAGCAACUGCUGUCGUUCUCGGCUCGGUCAUCGGUGCCAUUCUGGGCAUGCUCGCUUGGUUCAUUGGCUGUUGGAAGAUCUAUGGCGUUAUCAAUAUCACGAACAUGGCGCUGCCAUACUCGGCCGUUUGCUCAGGACUGACUGGACUGUUAUUCUCUGGAAUCAUCACAGUCGGGGUAUCUUUGGCCAAUCCGGCGGACUACGACUUCCAUGACACCAGAAACAUGGAAAGCCUUGAUGACGAUCUUCACAUUGACCAACACGUUGAGGAAGGUUCUGAUUCGGGGCACGAUAUGGCCAAAGUUGCAGACCGGGAGAAAGACGCAGGCUCGGAUAAGGACGUCAAAGAACCCUUACCACAGGAAGCUGAUGUUCGAGCGGUCGAUGGUAGCAACUUGAAGACCCAUGAUAAGAAUGAGUACGGUGGGGAGGUGACCAGGGCGGAGCUGAAGAGCGCUUUCAAGAGGGCGGCCAUCUAUUCGACGAUCUUGACUGCGAUUGUCACGAUUAUCGUGCCGAUCCCAAUGUUCUUCUCGCACUACGUUUUUAACGAGGCGUUCUACACUUUCUGGGUCGUCAUGACCAUAUUGUGGGCUUUCGCAAGCGGAACGUUCUGCAUCAUCCUUCCGUUAUGGGAGUCGAGGACAGAGAUCGGAAUCAUCCUGAAGGGUGCAUACGUGCAUCUGUUCCGACGCUCACAGCUUCAACAGUGA
Messenger RNA from Stereum hirsutum FP-91666 SS1, 2085 nucleotides. RefSeq names its product urea transporter. Gene Ontology annotation, biological process: urea transmembrane transport. The record is from RefSeq and is a predicted model, not a curated record. The transcript is spliced from 18 exons. Gene Ontology annotation, cellular component: plasma membrane. NCBI's taxonomy places the organism in Eukaryota, Fungi, Basidiomycota, Agaricomycetes, Russulales, Stereaceae. The coding region runs from base 28 to 2085 and encodes 685 amino acids. Gene Ontology annotation, molecular function: urea transmembrane transporter activity.